Molecule: messenger RNA, 657 nt
Organism: Emiliania huxleyi CCMP1516
Lineage: Eukaryota; Haptophyta; Isochrysidales; Noelaerhabdaceae
Exons: 1
Biological process (GO): protein phosphorylation; intracellular signal transduction
Cellular component (GO): cytoplasm
Molecular function (GO): ATP binding; protein serine/threonine kinase activity
Source: RefSeq, a predicted model, not a curated record
CGCGUCGGCCACUUCGAGCUCCAUCAUGAGCUAGGGAAGGGCGGUUAUGGCCGCGUCCUAAUGGCGAUCGACCUGAAGCGGGGCGAAACAGUGGCAGCAAAAGAGAUAGACACCGGAGGCUCGUUGGACCGCAAAAAGUCCAUUGCGCAUGAGAUAAAAAUGCUCCGCCGUCUCGACCACCCUGGAGUGGUAGGGCUGCGCGGAUUUGAUGAGGUGGGCAAGCUGUGCUACAUCUUCAUGGAAUUCGCGGCUGGCGGAGAUCUCUUUGAGCUAGUGCUGGCUCGAGGGCGCCUCAGCGAGGCUGAGGCCCGGCCUAUCUUUGCCCAAACGAUUUCCGCGGUGGCGCAUCUGCACGAGCGAGGCGUGGUGCACCGCGACAUCAAGCUGGAAAACAUCGUCGUGACCGCCGACGGGAACGCCAAGCUGUGCGACUUUGGGCUCGCGCACGCCUACGAGAGGCGGCCUGAUUCCCACCCUUCGGGCGCCGUCUCUGCCUUUGACCGAGAGCCACUUACGCGCGUCUGCGGCAGCGAGUCCUACAUGGCGCCUGAGGUCCCGAUGCGACGAGGUUACGACGGCCCCGCCGCCGACGUGUGGUCCUGCGGCGUGGUGCUUUUCGGUAUGCUCACCGGUUCUUUCCCAUUUGACGCUGCGAAC